Messenger RNA from Diospyros lotus (date-plum), 3542 nucleotides. RefSeq names its product valine--tRNA ligase, chloroplastic/mitochondrial 2. Gene Ontology annotation, molecular function: aminoacyl-tRNA deacylase activity; valine-tRNA ligase activity; ATP binding. Gene Ontology annotation, biological process: valyl-tRNA aminoacylation. The coding region runs from base 142 to 3051 and encodes 969 amino acids. The transcript has 27 exons. Gene Ontology annotation, cellular component: cytoplasm; cytosol. Lineage: Eukaryota; Viridiplantae; Streptophyta; Magnoliopsida; Ericales; Ebenaceae. The record is from RefSeq and is a predicted model, not a curated record.
UAUGUGUUUGCCAUCCCCGUUUUAUCGUCUUCUCAGCGAACCAGCCAAGGUUUAAGCGUUCUCUAUCCAAACUCCAAACCAUUGCUUCAAACUGCCUGAUAAUCUUGUAUUCAACCGCCGUUACCAUCUUCGGACGCCUUUAUGGCGUUCUCGAAUUCAUCCCUGUUAUCUUCUUGCUCAGCAGUUCACAGAUUCAAUCCUCUCCUCUUCACUCAACGGCGUCGAAUUCGAGGCAUCACACUUUCUCACUGGCAUUUCAAUCGCCAAAGGCCGAGAUUCUUCGCCGGUGCCGUUGCUGCUGCUUCAGAUAAUGGGGUAUUUACAUCUCCUGAGAUCGCUAAGUCCUUCGACUUUUCUUCCGAGGAGCGAAUAUACAACUGGUGGCAAUCUCAAGGGUAUUUCAAACCAAAUUUUGACAGAGGAAGUGAUCCUUUUGUGAUUUCUAUGCCACCCCCUAAUGUUACUGGUUCACUGCACAUGGGGCAUGCUAUGUUUGUUACUCUGGAGGAUAUUAUGGUUAGAUACCAUCGAAUGAAGGGACGACCUACACUCUGGCUUCCUGGAACUGAUCAUGCUGGUAUUGCAACUCAGUUGGUUGUAGAAAGAAUGCUGGCAUCUGAAGGAAUAAAACGGGUUGAGCUGGGCAGAGAUGAGUUCACAAAUCGAGUUUGGGAGUGGAAAGAAAAGUAUGGUGGAACCAUUACCAAUCAGAUUAAGAGACUUGGUGCUUCUUGUGAUUGGACCAGAGAACAUUUCACCCUUGAUGAGCAGCUAAGUCGGGCUGUGAUUGAGGCAUUUGUUAGGCUUCAUGAGAAAGGCCUAAUUUAUCAAGGAUCUUACAUGGUCAACUGGUCCCCUAACUUACAGACUGCAGUUUCAGACUUGGAAGUUGAAUAUUCUGAAGAACCUGGUACCCUGUAUUACAUCAAAUAUCGUGUUGCUGGAGGCUCAAGGAGCGACUAUUUGACAAUUGCAACAACUCGUCCAGAGACUUUAUUUGGUGAUACAGCUGUUGCAGUGAACCCAGAGGAUGAACGUUACUCUAUGUAUAUUGGAAGGCAGGCUAUUGUACCAAUGACAUUUGGUCGCCAUGUCCCUAUCAUAUCUGAUAAGUAUGUUGAUAAAGACUUUGGAACUGGUGUGUUGAAGAUAAGUCCUGGGCAUGAUCACAAUGACUACCUUCUUGCUCGGAAACUUGGUCUUCCUAUACUUAAUGUGAUGAAUAAGGAUGGUACACUUAAUGAAGUUGCUGGAUUGUAUUGUGGCCUUGAUCGCUUUGAGGCACGAAAAAGGCUAUGGAAAGAACUUGAGGAGACAGGCUUAGCUGUCAAAAAGGAACCACACAUUUUACGGGUUCCCAGAUCACAGCGUGGUGGUGAAAUAAUAGAGCCACUAGUUAGUAAGCAAUGGUUCGUAACCAUGGAGCCCCUAGCUGACAAGGCCCUUAAAGCUGUUGAGAGAGGAGAAUUAACUAUUAUGCCCGAAAGAUUUGAGAAGAUUUACAAUCAUUGGCUAUCAAAUAUCAAAGACUGGUGCAUAAGCAGACAACUGUGGUGGGGACACCGUAUACCAGUCUGGUACAUUGAAGGAAAAGACUGUGAAGAAGAAUAUAUAGUUGCUAGAAGGGCUGAAGAAGCUCUUCAGAAAGCUCGUGAGAAGUAUGGACAAAAUGUUGAGAUAUAUCAAGAUCCAGAUGUUCUUGACACUUGGUUCUCAAGUGCAUUAUGGCCUUUCAGUACAUUGGGAUGGCCAGAUGUUUCGUCAGAGGAUUUCAAGCACUUCUAUCCCACCACAGUACUUGAAACUGGGCAUGACAUAUUGUUCUUUUGGGUGGCACGCAUGGUGAUGAUGGGGAUUGAAUUCACCGGGACUGUUCCUUUUUCGAAUGUUUAUCUGCAUGGACUUAUUCGGGAUUCACAAGGGCGGAAAAUGUCUAAAACGUUGGGAAAUGUCAUAGAUCCAAUUGAUACAAUCAAGGAAUAUGGCACCGAUGCUUUACGUUUCACCCUUGCUUUAGGAACUGCUGGUCAGGAUCUAAAUUUAUCAAUGGAGAGAUUGACAGCUAACAAGGCAUUCACGAACAAAUUAUGGAAUGCUGGCAAAUUUCUGUUGCAGAAUCUGCCAAGUCUAACUGAUACUUCUGCUUGGGAAACUUUGUUGACACAUAAGUUUCAUCAAGAGGAAUCUCUGCUUUGUCUACCUUUACCAGAGUGUUGGGUGGUCUCAAAACUUCAUGUGCUUGUUGACACAGUCACCACAAGUUAUGACAAGUACUUCUUUGGAGAUGUUGGAAGAGAAAUAUAUGAUUUCUUCUGGGGUGAUUUUGCUGAUUGGUAUAUUGAAGCUAGUAAAGCUCGUCUGUACCACUCAGAAGGUCAAUCAGUCGCUUCAAUAUCACAAGCAGUUCUGUUAUAUGUUUUUGAGAAUAUUCUAAAAAUGCUACAUCCAUUCAUGCCAUUUGUUACUGAAGAACUGUGGCAGGCACUCCCAAGUAGGAAAGAGGCUCUUGUUGUAUCAUGUUGGCCACAGACUUCUCUUCCGAGGGAUGCCAACUCAAUAAGAAGAUUUGAAAAUUUACAAGUUCUUAUAAGAGCAAUUCGCAAUGCUCGAGCAGAAUAUUCUGUUGAGCCAUCAAAGCGUAUAUCUGCAUCUAUAGUGGCAAAUUCUGAAGUCAUACAGUAUAUUUCUAAAGAAAAGGAAGUUUUAGCUCUUCUUUCCAGGCUUGAUUUGCAAAAUGUCCAUUUUACAGAUUCUCUACCAGGUGAUGCAAAUCAGUCUGUCCAUCUUGUUGCUGGCGAAUCCUUGGAGGCAUAUCUUCCUCUUGCUGAUAUGGUCGAUAUCUCAGCUGAAGUCCAGCGCCUUACCAAACGCCUCUCCAAGAUGCAAGCAGAGUACAAUGGGCUUGUUGCUCGUCUCAAUUCUCCUAAAUUUGUGGAGAAAGCUCCAGAGGAAAUUGUACGUGGAGUUCAAGAAAAGGCAGCAGAAGCAAAAGACAAAUUAACUCUCACUAAAAACCGAUUAGCUUUCCUCAAAUCAACAGUUUCGGUGUAAAAAUAGGUUCCAGUGAUUUUUAUUUCAUUUUCUGGGAAAUCCACAUUUCCACCAGAUCGCCUGCCCAUGAUCUAAUUCCUGAGAGUAAGCCUUUUGGGUCUCUGCAAAUAUCCUACACAUUUUUGGCGGCAAGUCCUCAUCCAUUUGAACGGCAGGUUUUGCCAUGGAUUCAGCACAAGAUAGAGAGCUGCAUUAUAUCAAAUCUUCCCUGCCUGUCUUGUUUAUUUCAGUUCAUGGUCUCAGGGCCCAAGGACUGUGAACAUGUAUUCUGGGUCAAGCCCUGUAUUUUGUUAUUGUUUCAAGUGAAUCUGCUGAUAGUUGCCAUGGCUAUGCUGAUGCACCCUUAACUUGAAAAUGCAUUUGAUAUGCUAUCUUGAUCUGCUGCCACGGCUUAGCUGGAUAUUCAUUGUAACUAUAUAUAUACUUCGUGUAGUGCCAUUUUGAUUGUUUUCCACUUUGGUCAGUUUGACUUUAUAAAUAGGUUUCUUCCA